Molecule: messenger RNA, 2573 nt
Organism: Monodelphis domestica (gray short-tailed opossum)
Lineage: Eukaryota; Metazoa; Chordata; Mammalia; Didelphimorphia; Didelphidae
Gene: RTN4RL2
Product: reticulon 4 receptor like 2
Cellular component (GO): plasma membrane
Molecular function (GO): protein binding
Source: RefSeq, a predicted model, not a curated record
ACCCUCUGGAGAAUUUUCCCAAUAAGAGCAGAGCCCGGAUAGAAAGAACGGCCCCCUGGUCCCUGGCAGCUUUAGGAAGAGGCUAGCCUUGGUGGUAGAAUGGGAUGGGACCGGCAGAGUGGGGAGGGGGGUCCUGCUCCCGCCCCCCCGGUUUGCCAUUAAAGGGUUAAGUAGUCGAACGAAGGAGGAGCCAGAGGGAGGGGAAGAGGGGGGUGCGGGGUAGGGAAGCUCUUCCCUGCUGUCCUCACUCUCCCAGGGCCAGCGGCCGGGGCGGACAGAGCCCAGGACCCGACUGCCCUGCUUGGGGUGGGGGUGGGGACCCGAGCACCGGGCCGCCGCCGCCGCCGACCGUCCCAUCUCCUCCAGGACUGUCCCGUGCCCGGUACGUCGGGGCUGAUGGCUCCCCCUGAGCCCAGGAGCCCCGGGGGCGCAGGGUAGAGCCCAGCGGACAGUCCAGACCCCCCAGGCCAGAGGUUCCGAGUCCGGUCCUUUCCCUCACCCCCUAGCCGUAAACUCCUAAGGGGACGAGGGAGCGCGUGGGAGCCCCCCCUCCCAUUGCUCCCCACCCUGCCCCGCCCCAUCCCCCUCCCCCAGCUCCGAGACAAGAUGCUCGCCUGGCUCCCGCGCCUGCUGCAAGGUCCUGCCUCAGCCUGCCUGCUGCUCCUACUGCUGGCUCUGCCUCUCGUGGCCCCUACCUGUCCCAUGCUGUGUACCUGCUACCUCUCCCCACCCACCGUCAGUUGCCAGGCCAACAACUUCUCGGCUGUGCCCUUGGUACUGCCUCCCCACACCCAGCGCCUCUUCCUUCAGAACAACCUCAUCCGCUCACUGAGGCCCGGAACCUUUGGCAGCAGCCUGCUCACCCUGUGGCUCUUCUCCAACAACCUCUCCACCAUCUACCCGGGCACCUUCCGACACCUGCAGGCCCUAGAGGAGCUGGACCUCGGGGACAACCGGCACUUGCGUUCUCUAGACCCCGACACCUUCCAGGGCCUCGAGAGGCUCCAGUCCCUCCACCUGUACCGCUGCCAGCUCAGCAGCCUGCCUAGCAACAUCUUCCGGGGCCUCGUCAGUCUCCAGUACCUCUACCUCCAGGAAAACCAGCUGCUCCACCUCCAGGAUGAUCUGUUUGCUGACUUGGCCAACCUGAGUCACCUCUUCCUGCAUGGGAAUCGCCUUCGGGUGCUCACCGAACACGUCUUUAGGGGCCUGGCGGGGCUGGACCGGCUGUUGCUGCAUGGGAACCGCCUGCAGAGUGUUCAUCCGGCGGCCUUCCGGGGCCUGGCCCGCCUCACCAUCCUCUACCUAUUCAACAACAGCUUGGCCUCGCUGCCAGGAGAGGCCCUGGCCGACCUGCCUGCCCUGGAGUUCCUGAGGCUGAAUGAUAACCCCUGGGUGUGUGACUGCCGUGCCCGGCCUCUCUGGGCCUGGUUUCAGAGGGCCCGGGUCUCCAGCUCAGAUGUCACCUGCGCCACCCCCCCUGAGCGCCAGGGCCGAGACCUUCGGGCCCUCCGGGAGUCUGACUUUGAGGCCUGCCCCCCUCCCGCUCCCACUCGACCAGGAGGCCGUGCCCGGGGCAACAGUUCCUCCAACCACCUGUAUGGGCUGGGAGAGGCUGGGGGGGUCCCCCCUGUGGAUCCCUCUACCUUAUACCGGGACUUGCCAGCCGGAGACCACAAGGGCCCCCAGGGUGGUGACACACCCACGGAAGAAGACUUUUGGAGUCACUAUGGGGAUGAGGAUGGGAGGAAGGGAGAGGUGUGCUCUGGCCCAGCCUGCCCCACCUCUCUGGACUCUGGAGGCCCUUCCCAGCACCAUGGCCUGCCCACCCCUCUGCUCUGCCUCUUGUUGCUGGUCCCCUAUGGCCCCUGAUGGGCAGGCUGGUACUUGAAGGGGAAGCGAGUGGAAGGGGGGCAGCCAAGGAUGGAGGCUAAGGGGUAACAGGGCUCUAGGUGGCCUCCUGCCUCCACCUGCUCUGAGAUGACUGCCCUCCUUUCUGCUGCUCCCUUUGCACUGACUCAUUCCCCAUCCCCACUCUUCCAUGGGACGUAUCGCUCUCCCAGUCCCUCCUCUUGUCCUGGGAAUGCUUACUAUGGGCAUUCCUCCUCCAUCCUCUCUCCUAACCCCAGCCAUUAGCGCCUCCCUCCUCUUCCCAGGGCCAGGAUUAGGCUGCUCACAGAUCCACCUUCGGGCCCUUUGGGAUCCAGAAUAUUACUUGAGGGAGGGAGUAUUUGCUUUCCAGAGCUGUGUCUGCCAGCUGAACCUCCCCAGUGGAUCGGAGCUCCUAGUGUGACAACAUGCUGGACGAAGACUUGCCCCACAUCCCCAUCAGAGACUGCCAUGGGGUAGUACCCCAAAGAAAGCCAUUCAGAUGCCCCCCCCGCCAAUGCUCCAGCUUAUCCCGGCCCUCCACAAACCCCUGAGAAGGAAGGGAAGUUUUCCUCAUCCAUCUCUUCUGGACAUUUUUGGGGGGCAAAAGGGGCUCUCGGAGACCUUUCUUCUCCACCAUGCCCCCAGGCGGCAAAGAAAAAAAUUGUUUGACAACAAAUUUAUUAAAAAAUUCUAUUAUUUUA